AAUAAAUAAGUAAAUAAAUAAAUAAAUACAUAAAUAAGAAAACAAGUAAAUAUAUGCAACUGCCUUCGAGGAAACAUAGCUAAAAGGAACUCGUCCUUGCCGCGAAAAACACCAAAUUAACACGCACUUUCAUUGCUGUCACUUGCAGAGCGCUGGCGAGUCGAAGCAUAUACGAGUCUAUCUUUACAGCCAACUGCCACGGCAUAUAAACCAAUCCACGAAAUUACACUCUCUGUCUACAAAAAAACAAAACAAAAAAACACGGGGGUAUGAGUCAUUGCUGCCGAUUUCAUCUUUUGUACCACUGGACUAGACGCCGCAUUUUUCAGGUAUGGGCCAUUGUAACCAGCCACUUAAGGCUUUCGCCUUAACAGUAACUAUCUGUUAUAGCACAGCAGACGUAUGGCAAAGAAUUUAUCAAGUUGUCUGCGGAUGUAGGCACAGGGCAGGCGCCGGCUUGAGGAACGCCAGCGAACCCCGCGCCGCCGCCGGCUUCAGCCCUUUCGGCCCUCCGACAACCAGCUGAUUAUCGCGGGCGUUGUUUCAAGUGGCGUCGAUUACGAAGCCGCAUUGUGGCCGGGGCAAAGGCCACUCUCCAGCCCCCUCUCCCACGACAGGUGUCGAGAUUGCGCCUCACACGUGUGGUCAGCUCGCGGCAGAGGAAACGUCCGUAGGUGCACUCUACACGUAGACGCUCUGCACGUCGUCGUAAGCGGGCGGCCGGCUCGUCCCACGUGGGCCUGCUCCAAAAAGGCAGGACAAAAGCUCGUUGACGUGCGGUGAAGACCUAAGGGAAUUCAGCUCGUACAGUGAAAGAGGCUGGCAACACGGGCCGCAGGUCCACUGAAGAAAAGAGUGCACUUGGAAGCUCAUCGAGAGAGCCUGCUGGGCCGCCUGCCAAAGCAAACGGAGCGUAAUCGCGGACAUGGUGGACAAUACGUCGGGUACUCCUUCACGAGAGCGCUACUUGGUAUAAGCCGCCAAAGAGCGCUUACGUGCCACAACGAUUAGCACUCCGCUCCUGUUCCUUCCCAACGCUCCACUAUUCGGAUUUCGGCGAGGAAAGAAGCAGCGUCGCCUUCGGCGAAGAGAAAAGCGGACAUUUGCAAUUCUCGGCAAGUUCUCCAAUCCCCCAGGGCGGCGUUGUGCCAUUUCAACAUAAGGCUCUACGUCUGCAUCUACCGUGUGUUUGUCAAUUUUAAAGGACCACCUCGCUCGUUCCGUAGAAACUAAACGUAAUAUUCUCAAAUGUAAGGAAAAAAGGAUUUUUCUUGUACAUUUUGUAGAGCGUGAUAGAAGAGAAGGAGAACAAAGACUGCGACUGCUCUCUUCGGUUCGUGGCCUAUCCCCUACAGUGGGUGUGUGCCAUUAUUUGAGGUUUCAUCAUCAUCAUCAUUUUAUUCGUCGCUCACAUACCUUAUAAGAGAGGAGAACAACCAGUUCGCCUGAGCUCUCCUAUAUAUUGCUGCGCCAACUUCUACCACCCAAAUCUUCGUGCUGCUUGCCAGUUUUUUCGGCUGCAAAACUCGGAAACUAUGACGUCGUCCGGAGUGGCUACACACCCCGCCGCAAUUCAAGCCUUCCUGGUGCUCAUAAAGCUCCUUGUGGCCAUUUACGACAUCGUCACGCUCCCAGUCUACGCCAUUUUCCAGAAGCCCUGGGUGUACUGGAAGAGAAAGCGCGCUUGCUUUGCCAAGCCCGUCGUGGAGGGAGACCCUUCGUCACCCUACCGACGUUUGAAGAACAGCUCGAUCGAGAGUAUGGAAGGCGUCAAGACCUUGGACGAGCUGGCUCGAACGGCUAUCAGCCUGUACGCCCAACGGUCAGCCAUAGGAGUCCGACCAGUGCUGGGUUACAAUGAAGAGAAGCAGGCCAACGGCAAGGUGUUCAAGAAGCUCGUACUCGGCGAGUACGAGUGGAAAACGUACGAAGAGGUGGACAGCAGAAUCGACUUGACAGCGCGCGGUCUCCACGCGAUAGGUGCCAGGCCCGGUCAGUACUUGGCCAUCCUGGCCGAGACGCGCUUCGAGUGGCUGUUGACGGCGCAGGCCUGUUUUCGUACCAGCGUCCCCCUGGUGACGCUGUACGCGACGCUCAGCGACGACGGAAUAGUGAGUGCCAUCAACGAGACACAGGCGACGCACUUGGUCACGUCAGACGAUCUUCUGCCGCGUAUUCUGAGUGUGGUGAACAAAAUGCCAUCGCUGACGCACAUAGUCUCCAUGGAGAACCCUAACUCCAAGCCGUUGAAGCCGUCCACUCAAGGUCCACAGAUUGUUCCGUUUUCUAGUCUCGAGAAACGUGCCGAAAGCUGCGAGCUGCCCUCAUGCUCUCCAGCACCGGACGACGUGGCCAUUGUCAUGUUCACUAGCGGCUCCACGGGGCUGCCCAAGGGCGUCGUCUCCACGCACGCAAACCUUCUUUCAGCACUGCACAGCUUCGCCGUAGGCUGCCAGAGGUAUGACGUCUCGACCUGCAACGACACUUACGUGGCCUACUUACCCCUGGCACACAUGUUCGAACUGGUCGCCGAGCUGCAUCUCUUCGCUGUUGGCGCGCGCAUCGGCUACUCCAGUCCUCAGACGCUCACUGACAACGCUACCGCCUUGGCCCGGGGCUGUCCUGGCGACGUGACGCUUAUACAACCGACUCAGAUAGCAACCGUGCCGCUCAUACUAGACAGGCUUGUCAAGGGAAUCAGCGAAGCAGCUGCCUCGAAAGGACCGUUGUUCGAGGCUUUCUUCGACUUGGCUGUGAAGUACAAGAACUUCUGGCUAGACCUUGGCUUUGACACGCCUCUCCUCAACCGAGUUAUCUUCAAGAAAACCAGCGCAGUACUCGGCGGUAACGUCAAGGCCGUCGCCUGUGGCUCUGCACCGCUGUCCAGGGAGACCCGCCGGUAUCUUCGAGUCUGCAUGUGUUGCCCCAUCGUCGAGGGUUACGGCCUCACAGAGACAGGCGGCGCUGCUACCAUCGUGGAUGCUGAAGACGUUAUCAUGAACGGCGUAGGAGCGCCUCUACCAAGAUGCUACAUCCGGCUGGUCGACUGGCCAGAAGGCAACUACAGCGUUUCGGACCGUCCUAACCCCCGUGGUGAAGUCCUCGUUGGUGGGCCGGGUGUCGCCAAAGGGUACUUCAAGAAUGAUGAACUGACUCGUGAGUCCUUUCGCGAAGAAAGCGGUAUACGCUGGUUCUACACCGGUGACAUCGGCGAGAUGUUCCCCGACGGCACGCUCAAGAUAAUCGACCGAAAGAAGGACCUGGUAAAACUCCAAUACGGCGAGUACGUUUCGCUGGGACGCGUCGAAAUGAUUCUCAAGACCUGUCCGCUCAUCGACAACAUGUUCGCGUACGGCAAUUCCCUGCAUACGUACAUCGUGGCGUUCGUAACACCGAACCACAAGCAGUUGCUGCACCUAGCCAAGGAACUUGGCAAAGAGGAGACGUCCACUCUGAAGGAGCUGUGCGAGGACAGCGACGUUGCGAAAGCCACCACCGAGUCGAUCCAGGCAUUCGCGCGCGCCAGCGAGCUGCACAAGACAGAGGUGCCGCUCAAGCUGAAACUGUGCGCUGAAGAGUGGACGCCCGACUCGGGACUGGUCACGCCGACGUUCAAGCUUCGCAGAAAGCCACUUCAGAACUUUUACCAACGCGACAUUGACGAGAUGUACGGGUUGACGCGCGGCGCCUGCUCCGCUGCUCGACAAAGCCGACAGAGCCCGCGGAGGCGAGACACGGACGCCUUGCCGUACACGCUCUCCGUCUCUGUCAUCGUCGUCAUCCACGACAAAAGUUAUCUUAGCGCUAAAUCUUUCUCGCUCAGAGCUCAGAUAAGUAAAGCUGACAGAGAAAUCAUGUCUGCUUUCGCGGUCGACCUAGUUGUUUUUGUCGUCAAAGUCCUUGUCACUCUUUGUGACGUCAUCACCCUUCCUAUCUAUUUUGUACUUCAAAAGCCCUGGGUCUACUGGAAGCAAAAACGAAUGUGCUUCGCCAAGCCUAUCACAGAGGGUGACCCAUCGUCACCAUACGUGCACUCGGAAAAGCUCGAGAGACAGUGCCUGAAAGGGGUCCAAACGUUGAACGAAGCUACCCGCAAAGCCAUUCGUUUGUACCCCGAGCGACCCGCUUUAGGAACUCGGCCCGUCCUGGGACAAAGCGAAGUGAAGCAACCUAGCGGCAAUGUCUUCAAGAAGCUCGUUCUGGGCGACUACCAGUGGCUCACAUAUCAGGAGGUUGACGAGAAGAUUGACCUGACGGCUCGCGGUCUACAGUCAAUAGGCCUGAAGCCGCGUCAGCACUUGGGCAUCCUCGCCGAGACGCGCGCCGAGUGGUUCAUAACAGCGCAGGCCUGUUUCCGGACCAACAUCUCGCUAGUCACUCUGUACGCGACGCUUAGCAACGAAGGAAUAGUGAGUGCCGUGAACAGGACUGAGGUGACGCACCUUGUCACCUCGGCGGAACUUCUGCCUCGGGUGCUAACCAUAGCGGACAAGAUGCCGUCACUUACGCACAUUGUCUACAUGGAGGACGCUCACUCCAAACGUAGAGCACCCUUAGCCCAAGGUCCUAAGGUUAUACCAUUCUCUAGACUUCAAACCUUGGGAAGCCAGCGCUACAUGGAAGAGUGCCCACCUGGGCCUGACGAUAUUGCCAUCAUCAUGUUUACGAGCGGAUCCACAGGAAUUCCCAAAGGUGUCAUGGCUACGCACAGCAAUCUGUUGACGACCACGAGAUCCUUCGGAUUCUUCUGCCAGGGCUACGGGGCCGCAGGGAGCGAAGACACCUACAUCGCCUUCCUGCCGCUCGCCCACAUGCUUGAACUUUCUUUCGAGAUACUACUGAUGAGCGUCGGCGGACGCAUCGGCUACUCGUCUCCUCUCACGCUCACCGACAAUUCAAGCGGCAUCGCUCCGAGCUGUCGCGGAGACGCAACCGUUCUGAAGCCCACUCAGAUCACUUGCGUUCCCCUCGUAGCAGACCGUAUCCGAAAAGGAAUCAACCAAAUGGUCGCUUCCAAAGGCACCUGGUUCAAGGCGCUGUUUGACUACGCAGUUGAAUACAAAUGCUUCUGGCUGGACCUCGGUUUCAAUACUCCUAUCCUCAACCGCCUACUUUUCAACAAGACAAGCCGCCUUCUUGGUGGCAAAACCAAGUUCGUUGUGAGCGGCUCGGCCCCACUUUCCGAUCAAACGCGCUUGUUUCUCCGGGCCUGCCUGAAUUGUGCGGUGGUCGAGGGUUAUGGCCUCUCCGAGACCAGCUGCGUGACAACUGCCAUGGAUCGGCGGGACACCAGUACGGGCCGCGUCGGAUCCCCUCUGCCCGGCUGCUACCUGCGCCUGGUUGACUGGCCGGAAGGGGGCUACAGUAACACCGACAGGCCCAACCCUCGCGGUGAGGUCGUCGUGGGAGGUCCGUGCGUUGCUAAGGGCUACUUCAAGGACGGAGAACUCACGCGAGAGUCGUUUCGAGAAGAAGACGGCAUCCGCUGGUUCUACACGGGCGACGUCGGCGAGAUCUUUCCCGACGGUACGCUCAAGAUCAUCGACCGCAAGAAAGAUAUCGUCAAACUUCAGCACGGCGAGUACGUGGCACUUGCGCGCGUCGAGGCUGUGCUCAAGUCGUGUCCCCUCGUCGAAAACGCGUUCGCGUACGGCAACUCCAUGUACACCUACCUCGUGACCUUCGUAUCGCCAAACUACGAUCAACUGCGCCGGUUGGCUGGACGCCUCGGCAGGGGGCACUUGGUGACCACCAAAGAACUGUGCUACGAUGACGAAGUAGCUAGCGCCGCCCAGGAGUCGAUUCUGAACUACGCGCGCUCGUGCGAUUUGCAGAAGGCCGAGGUGCCGCGCAAAGUGAAACUGUGCCACGAGGAGUGGACGCCGGACACGGGGCUGGUCACGCCUACGCUCAAGCUUUGCAGAAAGCCGCUGCAAAAGUACUACCAGAGCGAUAUUAACGCCCUCUAUGAGUCGGAUGAGAAAGCAUUGUGCACAGCAUGAACCACCACAAAUGGCUGUGCCGGAAAUUAAACUGUACCUGUCACGCUGGAGAUACUGUUUUACAUGGCUUAGGUACAGACGUACUGAGUAUUGAGGGCGUUGAGUAUUGAUACUCAACGCCCGCACUGAAGUCACACUGACUGAUAAUGGCGUAACUACAGGCCAAGGAGAGAACGCCCACCCAAUAUUACAGUGUUGGCGGUGACCAGAUGUAAAAAAAGAAAAAGAAAGCGCGAGUGCAUUGUACAACAGCCAUGAGCCCUACCACGAACCGUCUGCUAUACACAUACAGGGAUCCCGCUGACCUGGAAUAUAAACGAGACGAUCACUUGGGCUCUGAUACCAUGUCUUUCAAAGAGUGAAACCCACCCAGUGACGACGCACAUGCAAAACUGGCCGGUCCUCUCAUAGUGGGACAUUGCGCGUUAGGCUGGACUAUGUGGAGAUGUGAAGCGUUAUGUGUUUGUACACGUUUUAUUUUCCCAUGCCCCCCUGUUUAACUGAGGCUACAAUGUCUUCAAUCUAUGUAAUAAAAAAUGAACCAAUCAAUUCUACAUGAAGACGAAUUUCAACUGCUGAAGAAUCGCAUCGAACCAAUAAAGGUUUAUUCAAUGUGGUGUU
Molecule: messenger RNA, 6623 nt
Organism: Dermacentor andersoni
Lineage: Eukaryota; Metazoa; Arthropoda; Arachnida; Ixodida; Ixodidae
Source: RefSeq, a predicted model, not a curated record